Melopsittacus undulatus (budgerigar) is the source of this 7373-nucleotide messenger RNA. It is a transcript of the gene TMEM132B, whose product is annotated as transmembrane protein 132B. The coding region runs from base 1 to 3264 and encodes 1087 amino acids. The record is from RefSeq and is a predicted model, not a curated record. NCBI's taxonomy places the organism in Eukaryota, Metazoa, Chordata, Aves, Psittaciformes, Psittaculidae. The transcript is spliced from 9 exons.
AUGACUACUUCUGGGCAUGGAACAAAGAGGAUGCUCUCCCGGGGCCCCGCGCUGCUCCUGGCGCCGCUGCUGCUCCUGUGCCGAGUGGUGGAGAGCCGAGGAGGGAUCAUGGACAGCAUACAGAGAUUUUCAAACCUCCCAACGUACCUCCCUGCAAACUAUCAGAUCUGCAAUGCUGAUACUUUCUUCUUCCUCAAAGAAGCCAACCAGGAUAUCAUGAGGAACUCCAGCUUGCAGUCUAGGGUGGAUUCAUUCUUUAUAUACAAAACCAGACUGCCACCUGUCCUAAAUGCCACGUAUGGACCCUUUUCUGUUGAACAGGCUGUUCCCUUGGACCUCAUGCUGACUUCUGCAUCUUUUGGUUUCUCAAACCAAUUCACUUUUAAUUGGAAAUUAAAAUCUCACAUAAUCAACAGCUCAAUCUAUUCCAACAAACCUAAAAUACAAACCUUGUUCUAUAUUGUGGGGAAGGACUGGGAUGACUACGAUUCUGAGGAGAUGUUGCCUUGUGUGAAGAUGUUUGCUAUCCUGGAGUCUAGAGAAGUUGUGGCCAGCUGUAGGUUGACAGGUCAUCUGGGAUUAUGUGUUGCAGAGCUGGAAUUAUCUCCUACCUGGUUCAGCUCCCCUCCACCCUUGGUUUCAGAGGAAACAGCCUCCCUGGAAGGGAUUACUGUGGAGCUCUUCUAUAAGAUUUAUACAGCAGAUGGGGAGUGUUCUCCAGAGGAUGAAAAAUGGGAAAACAAUAUCCAUACAGGUCAAGAUAAUGAACAGAAGGCUUUGUCAGCUAUGGAGAGGAUUGGUAGCAUUGUUGUUUACCCAAAUCAAGAUGAAUUAAAACAGUCUUCACUGAGGCUGGAUGAAAAUAUCGUUAUUCGCUUACCACUCAACCCGGUCAGAGAAGGUGAUGUUGUGACCUUUCAUGUUGCCCUGGCUGAGGACUCUCUAGCAGACCAGUUUGUAUUAAGAAUUAGGACAGCCCCCGGUGUGAAGAUCCUGGACAUCAGAGUCAGUGAUGCUGACCAGUGGGGGGUUCAGGAAGAAACAGACAGUGCGAGGACCACUGCCACGGUGACAUGUGUGCACAACGACCCGAGUGCAGAGAGCAGAGUAAACAUGUCCUCCUUCGAGAUCCUGGAGAUGGACUUCGAGAUAGACAACACCAGCAGCCUGGCAGGGGCCCAGCAAAUCACCUGGCAGGUGGAAUACCCUCGAGAUGACUCCUUGAGUGAACUGGUGGUCUCUGAGAUCUUCGUCAGCCGGACGAUGUUCGUGGGGAUCGUCCCUCUUGCCAUGGACACGGAGGUCCUCAACACGGCCAUUCUGACAGGCAAAACGGUGUCUGUACCAGUCAAGGUGGUUGCUGUGCAGGAGGAUGGGUCCGUGGUCGAUGUUUCAAACUUCACUGAGUGCAGGUCAGCUGAUGAAGACGUCAUAAAGGUUUCUGACAGCUGUGACUCCAUCUUCGUUAAUGGCAAGGAAAUGAAAAGUAAAGUGGAUACUAUUGUUAACUUCACUUACCAGCAUUUUACCACCCAAUUAGAAGUGACUGUCUGGGUUCCCAGGCUCCCGCUGCAGAUCGAGAUCUCUGAUACAGAGCUCAGCCAGAUCAAAGGCUGGAGGAUACCCGUCACCUCCAAUAAAAGGCCUACCCGUGACAGUGAGGAUGAAGAGGAUGAUGAGAAAAAAGGGAAAGGUUGUACCCUCCAGUAUCAGCAUGCCAUGGUGCGAGUCCUCACGCAGUUUGUAGCUGAAUCCUCUGAGUUUGGAGGCCACCUGACCUAUAUGCUGGGCUCUGAGUGGCAGUUUGACAUCACUGACCUUGUGGCUGAGUUCAUGAAGGUGGAAGAACCCAGGAUUGCUAAGCUUCAAGAUGGCCGAGUUCUGGUUGGUCGUGAGCAUGGCAUCACCACGGUUCAGGUUCUGUCACCCCUUUCUGAUUCCAUCCUGGCAGAGAAGACAGUGAUCGUUCUAGAUGACCGUGUAACCAUUACAGAUCUAGGCGUACAACUAGUCUCAGGCUUGUCCAUCUCCUUACAAAUCAGCAAAGGAAGCAAGAGAGCUAUCAUUUCUACCACCUCUGCAUAUGAUAUUCUUCAUACUCCAAAACAGGAAGCCAUAGUCAGUGUGUGGAUUCUGUUUAGCGAUGGCUCAGUGACACCUUUAGAUAUCUAUGACUCCAAGGACUUCUCGAUCACCGUCACCUCACUGGAUGAGAUGGUAGUGUCCACACACCAAAACCUGCAGUCCAGAUGGCCUGUGGUGGUGGCAGAAGGGGAUGGGCAAGGACCUCUGAUUAAAAUUGAAAUGAUCAUCAGUGAGCCAUGCCAGAAGACAAAGCGGAAGAGCAUUCUGGCUGUUGGGAAAGGAAAUGUCAAAGUGAAGUUUGGGCAAAAAGAUUCUGACCAAAAAGGAAGCACUAAUGACAUUGAUGAGACAGAUAGAGAUUUUAAAAGCCAUGCAAUCAAUUCUAUUGAGAAACCUGCUGAACAAGACAGGACAGUACAAGAGUGGUUCAAAAACCAUGAGGACAUGUCCAGUCAUGAGGACAAUGCAAACAAAAGCACAACUUUCAUGUAUCCCAUUGAUCAGGAGUCCCUGGAGGAUGGUCAGCUCCAAAAUAACCCAACCGCCUUCACAGGUUUCCCUGUGCAGGUAGAAAUACCAGGAGAAAACAAUCCCAGUGAUCUCACAUUGACUUCAAGAGGAUUAACAGAUCUGGAGAUUGGCAUGUAUGCUCUGCUGUGUGUUUUCUGCUUAGCAAUCUUGGUCUUCUUGAUCAACUGUGUGGCAUUUGCUUGGAAGUACAGGCAUAAAAGGUUUGCUGUGAGUGAGCAAGGCAAUAUCCCCCAUUCCCAUGAUUGGGUCUGGCUUGGAAAUGAGGUUGAACUGCUGGAAAACACAGUUGACAUUUCGCUCCCAUCAGAGGAGUGCACUACCAUGAUUGACAGAGGAAUGCAGUUUGAAGAAAGCAACUUUCUCCUUAAUGGGAGCUCUCAGAAGACUCUUCAUAAUCAUAUCCUCAGAUCUUCUGAGUACCUUUGUGAAAAAGAAGUUAAAAGUGAACCUAUAAAUCCUUCUGGGCCAAAGCAGAAGCGAGUAAAGUUCACUUCAUAUACAACGAUACUGCCAGAGGAUGGAGGCCCCUACACCAAUUCAAUUCUAUUUGACAGUGAUGAUAAUAUUAAAUGGGUAUGCCAAGAUAUGAAUCUUGGUGAUUCCAAGGAACUUAGGGACUAUAUGGAAAGACUGCAAGACAAUAUGUAAAACUACUUUCUUAUGUUUGUAAUCACCUUUAUGCCUUCUGUUUAUGGAUGGUGGAGCAGUCAGUCCAGUCAGCAAUAGGAACAAGACAGCCCAACUUUGGAGUUACUGAGAUGAUAAUCUGAUAUCACUGAGCAGGUACAAGAGGCUGGCUGAGUUAAACCUGUUUCACCACAAACCAGGAUGUGCCCCUAAAACAGCUACCUGUAGGUGUUGGAGGUGUCACACACUAUGGCUGUUUUUGUAUACUGCCUGGUACUAGCAAAAUGCUAAUACAACUACGCUCAGACUCAGAGGAGACUUCAUUGUUUGUCAUCUCUCAUGAUAAAUGGUAAAUCAGAAAAGAAAGGGAUACUUGUUUGCAUUGAUUUUUCUAGCUGUCGUCCUUUGUAAAGCACAGUAGACAUUUCUUGCUUACAGCCUGAAACGAGGCUUACAUUAAAAGGGAUCUGAAUGAAUCUAAUGUUAUUGCCUAUGUGCAAUGCAGCCAAGUAGUCGUCUUAUUUUUUACAGAUAUAAACCCCCCAUGUGGUUAAUUUCUUUUCCUAAUGUUUAUGAAUAUUAUUUGACUUACUUAGGACACAUGAAAUAUUUUCUUUGGAGGUUUUUUUUGGUUGUACCAAAGUGUAGUACGGUAAUAUUUAUAAUGAUUUAAGUUUGCUGUUCAUCUGCAUCAGCCCCUAGAGAUACCUCUUUCAUCACCAGUUAUCUUUCUCCUUUUCUUAUGGGUACAUGGGUCGUUAGUAUUUGAAACAUAGAAAGGUAUUAGAACUCUUACUGGGAAAGGGUUGUAUCUUCUUACAGGGAAAUGUAAAUACAAUAAUAAACCCUGGAAAAUAAAAACCAAGGAGUAACACUGGGUUUACUUUUGUCAUUGCUAUUGUGAAAAAGUAACCUACAACAGAAGAGCCCAUACUUCAAGGGAAAAUGCUUUCCUGAAACAGCAGCAGGGUUGACAAUAAGCAGCAUCAUCAGAAUAAGAAAGUCACAUGUGGCAUUGAAAUGCAGAGAAUAGGAAGGAUAUUUCCUAGCAAGCAAAAGCUUGCAGUCAGUGUUGCUCUGCACCAAUUAGGACACCAGUUGUAGAGUUCAGCAGGAUAAAGAAGUCCAUGCUCAACAGUUAAUGUCCAGACCUAGUCUAAAACAUCUCUGACUGUAAGGACACUAAAAACUUUACACCACUUUACUUCAUUAAAGAAGGGAAGAAGGAAAGAAAAGACACGCUGGGCACAUUACAAAGUGACUGACUAUCCUCAAGUUUAAUAAGGGAAAUAUGCUGGAGAUUCAAAGCUCCAUUUCAUAUGCAUUACAUGUAUUUUUGUUCCUUAAGGAUGACUCAAAUAAGUUGAAAAUCACAGUUAAAAAAACUGAAUCUACAUAAUGCUCAACAAAAACAAUAAAGCACAUGUUCUUGUGAUGGAUCCUGUGCGAUAAACACAAGAUCCAAAUUACAACUGCCUUACAUAACUUAGUUCCCAUCUUUAGGUAGAUCGGGACAGGAUUUGAAUUCUAUAAUUCAGUUCUGCUAUUAGAACAGACCAGACCACCUUAACCAUGGGAAAUCCUGCACUUGCAGCCUAAUCCAUAACUGGGAACAGGUUUAAUGUAACUGCUGCAAAGUACAAGAAUUUUAAUGGUGAGUCUAGAAAGUGAGAACAUCAGGCUUAGCUAAGUGAUGAGAGACUUACGUUUGCUGGCACUGAAACUGCAUAGUGAGGGGAUGGCAUCUGUUAUAAUCUAAUUUUAAGCAGAGAAAAUAAUAGAGCACAGAGAUACUUCUGUUUCAUAAGGGAUGCAGCACGUGUGCAUCAAAUGAAGUCUUGGGUUGUUUAACAAAUGUUCCCUCCUCCUUAAAUGAUCCAGACCUCAUAAGGAAAUAUUAAUUCCUACGAUGAACCUUAUUACUAUCAACAUAAAAAUCCCUUCUUUGAGUUCAACAUCUCUUUCCAUCACAUUAUUUUGUAUGUGGCCCAACCAUAAAGCAGAGUAUUGUCUGCACAACAGUAAGUGAGUAUAAAUCAACCACAAAUAAGUUUAGUCUGGAAAUCAGAGGGAACAGCUUGCUGAUGGCAGUUGCAGAGGGCAAAACACAGAGCUAUUUUCCUGAGCGCAUACCAUCAGUUCACCAGUGGAACUGUGAUCUCACAGCGGUGUAUGGGUUCAGUACACCUGCAGAUGCUGACCUCUUCCUGUCAGUGCCUCAGAGGCACACAAUAAAUGGACACCUUUGUUGGUGUGCUGAGCUGCUCUUUGACUCAUUAACAGCUAAUGGAAACCAACCAUUUUAUUUACAUAGUCAGGAAAUUCUCAAGGACCAUGACUUGAAAGACUGAAGAUCAUCACUAAGUCAGAGUGCUCACCACUGUCACAUUGGUGUGUCCUUGAACUUGUACCUAAGGCCCAGCCCCUGCUUGUACCUACCAGUGGCUGUACAUUGAGGCUGCACACUUAAGUACCUGGAGGAAGGGCAGCCCUGUGUGCAGCAUGGACAUUGCUAGAAGCCACCAGACUCUGUCAACAAGGAGAAAACAAAACCCCUGCAACUGCAGCUCAAAUAGCCUUUCUUUUUUGGUUUGGUUUUUUACAUCACAUGUUGGGACAUGCAAGUUCUUACAUGGAAAAUGGCAAUACAAAAAUCAAAAGAAGCAAGAAUUCUAUUCUUGGUAAUUACACCAGUAAAGCAGAGUUAUUCUGGACUCAUGCUGCUUUAAGAACUUUGCUACUUAUAAAAUUGAAAAUGAUUUAGAUGAACAAAUUCAAUACAAACCAUGGUUCUGAGCUGAUCAGUCCUUUCAAAAUUAAACAGCUUUAAUUUCAAAAUUGUGACAUACUUGAAGUAAAUUUAAUUUAAAAUUAUUUUAAAGGCCCUCACAAUUUUCUGAUUCACCUGAACUUUUUUCAAUUCCUCUUUUAAAAUCAAGUAUUCAUGGAAUAUAUAAUAUUUCUUUCUGCUGUUAAAUGAACAGCAUUUAUACAUUGAUAAAAGAAUCUGUGCUUUCGAGCGUGCAAAGCAAAGGCUGGCACAUAUGCUCAACAUGUGCCAUGUGUAUGUAUGUAUGCAGGAAACUAGGACUGUCUAAAAGAGCAAAUCCAAACUACACUGACAGAUUAAUUAGUAUCAUGCUUCAGUAGGUGCCCAGAGCAGCAACACCUCUAAUUCACUACUGAACAAACCCAGCAUGUCUUACUUACGGCAGGUCUAGAGAAGAUGCUGUGCGCCAGCUGUUGAGGAAGGACAGCGUGCACUAUCAGCGCACAGACCAGGAGACACCCAAGCAAAGACUGGAUUAAUGGAACACAGGGAGUUUGCAAACCUUAAAGCUGAUGCCAGACAUCACCUCUAGUAAUGAGAGUGAGUGAUUUAUGGCAGCUGCACAGUGGCAUAAGAACAGAGAAGCCAGUAAUUGUCACCUGUGCAGGUUUUCUUUCAGUUGGCCAUCACUCACAGCCCAGCUCCAUGUGACUUGUCUCUGCCUUCUUCCCCAGUCAAGCAAGAACUUACUUAGGAAACCAGGGCCCUGCUCUCCUCUUGACGUAGAACCAUACACAUUAAUGUUUUGAGCUGCUGUUUCUUAAUUCAUACUGGGGAAUGUACAAGAAAAUCUUACAGCCAUACAACACAGUACAAACAGUCCAUUAUUCAAUGGAACCCCUGUAUUUCAAGGUAGAGUACCCUAUGAAUGAAAUAACAGCUUUUUAUAGCAGAUAUACUCUUUUCUGAAAUAUAAAUCAUGUGCACUACAUUGAAAUACACUAUUGUGUAUUGUGAAAUGCAUACAUUAACUGCUGAAUCUAUAACACUGAAUAUGUAUAUACAUCACGCCCAAGGUAUUUAUACAAUAUAAUAAGUCUUAGAUGUAUAACAUAAUGAAUUCUGUUCAAAAUAAACUGUAAGUUAAGACAAUGAAAGAUAACUUUUAUAUCUGUGUAAUUUGUAUGCUGAUUAAGUUAUUCAAGCCUCAGUUUUAAUCUUUAAAUGUGCUCUUAAAAAUCCUUAUUUUCUAUAGGCAGAUGUCUGAAAUAAAGACUUCACUCUUCAGUAAAGAAGCAACUGAAAGUCUGUGAAAGAAACAGAUUCUGCUGGAGAAAUAAACAUCAUGUUCAUGGUUUUC